Molecule: messenger RNA, 1248 nt
Organism: Hyaloscypha bicolor E
Lineage: Eukaryota; Fungi; Ascomycota; Leotiomycetes; Helotiales; Hyaloscyphaceae
Product: iron reductase domain protein
Exons: 4
Coding region: 1-1248 (415 amino acids)
Source: RefSeq, a predicted model, not a curated record
AUGAAGAUGAAGCUUUCGAUAUCAGUAUCUCGCGCAUUGCUAGGCAUCGUGGGACUGGCCUCCACGACCUCCUCUCUCGCAACAUACUCCCCCGGCCCCUCCUACAGCAUCGGCAUCCCCUCCUCCUCGACCAUCUCCCAAACGUCUUCCGGAGGGAUCUACUUCCAACUCUCUGCACCCACGUCAUACCAAUGGGUCGGCCUCGGUAUCGGUGGCCAGAUGCAGGGCGCUAGUAUCUUCGUCAUGUACGCGAAUGGACUAGGCAAUGUCACCAUAUCGGCGCGGGAUGGAGGACAGGGACAUGUUGAGCCGACGCAGGAUAGCAGCUUACAAUCUGGAGUUACGCUGCUAGCUGGGAGUGGGAUUGUGGAUGGGAGGAUGAUUGCAAAUGUGCACUGCACAACAUGCAAACUCGACUCCUCGAGAACUAGCACAGCAUCCCCCUGGAUCUGCGCCUGGAACGAAGGCUUAGCAAUAAACUCCCAAUCGACAUCCUAUAUAAUCACCCAGCACGCCGCAAACAACAUGCGGCAAUUCGACCUAGAUCUCUCUACUGCCGUUAUCUCUUCCGACAGUAAUCCUUUCGUCUCAUCCUCUACUUCCUCGCCAACCGGCACUGGAACAGGAAGUGGCUCAGCUGCGACGUCGGGGAGCUCAAGUGGUGGGAAUACUGGAGCAAGUGCAGGCAAUAGCGGUGUAACGGUCGUAGGAAAUACUUUUAAAGUCAUCACAAACUACCAAACCGCUCACGGUGUUAUCAUGGGCGCGACGAUGGUGCUGCUGCUCCCGCUGGGAGCAAUGUUCAUGCGUCUCGGCGCAUCUAUCUAUCUGCAUGGCGCAUGGCAGCUCUUCGCUCUUUGCGCUAUGUUGUGUGGUUUUGGACUUGGGAUUAAGUUAGCGCAAAUGCGGUCUUUGUUAUAUAACACAACACACACCAUCUUCGGCACCGUAAUCAUCGGCCUCUUCCUAUUGCAACCGCUCUUCGGCUUAGCUCACCACAUCCAAUACAAACGCACAUCAGCCCGUUCUCCAGUCUCGUAUCUACAUAUCUGGUACGGGAGAGCGUUGAUUGUAUGUGGGAUUGUUAAUGGAGGGUUGGGCUUACAGUUAGCGGGCAAUAGUAAGGGGGGCAUUGUUGGGUAUAGUGUUGUUGCUGGGGUUGUGGGGGUGCUGUAUUCGUUGUUGGUUGUUGUGAAGAGGAAGGGUGGGAAGGGGGUCCAGGAGAGUGAGGAGAGCCGAGGGAUGUGA